CCUUUCGGUGGCUGCCUCUCUGACUCUUACCACCACCUUCACGAUGCCUGUCCUUGCACGCUAGCAGCGUGGGCCCAACAACCUACGCUGCCAACCCCAUAGAAAUCUACUACUGCUUUAAGAAUUUCUCGACCUAGACGAUACCCAUUAGAACGUCAAUUAUGUCCCACAUAAUUUUGCCCACCGCUUUCUUGCCGCCUCUCGCCCGACUGAGGACUUUUUCUGGAGCGCACGUAUCGGCCUCUCUUCGCUUGCUAAGAGACUUUUAUUGGCCUUCGGUUCCUUCGAGGUUGACGGUACCUGUACGCAAAGCCAGUACCCGGAUACAUGAUCAGUCUGUACCGGAUUCGGGAUAUGCUUCGGCUGAGGAAGAUGACGAUGAAGAGGAAGGAGGAGGAGGAGGAGGAGGAGAGGAGAGUGAUUAUCUGACAGAUGAAGACGAGGAUGUCCUACGUGCAGAUCCUUUCGAACGUGAGUUCGCUAUCAAGUGGAUCACAGGCUUUAUCUCGCGCUCCGAUAUCUGGAUCGAGGAUACGCUGGAUGAGGCGGAGGCAGAGACAAGACGGGAUUUGAUUGUUUCUGCCUUUGCAGGCGACGACGAGGAGACCGAAUGCGCUGUUACCAGGACUUUCGAGUUCAGCGGAUCCGUCGAAGUAGAGCUGAAUGACGCCCCAUUGUCCAGCGAGGAUCAUACGUCCGUCGGCCUUCAGAGCUGGGCUAGCUCGAUCUUGCUAGCAGAGAAGAUGUGCGCAUCGCCGGGAGCCUUCGGGUUGGACAUGUCGCGGCCUUUGCGCGUCUUGGAGCUGGGCGCCGGCACGGGCUUGUUGAGCAUCACCAUUGUCGCCACAGACUAUCACCCAGACGUCCUCGCCAAUCUUAGCGCCAACGUACAGACCAAUUUUCCUUGCUCAUCAUCUACAAUCGAUGUCCGACGCUUCGACUGGGAGUCUCCAGAUUUUAACCAUCCUAUGGAUAAGCCCUUCGAUAUCAUUCUGGCCGCCGACGUGAUUUACCAUGCCAAGCAUGCGGAAUGGAUAAAGGGAUGUGUUGAGCAGCUUCUGGCGCUGAACGGGACGUUCUGGCUCAUGAUCCCCCUCCGCUCGACGGGAAGACAUGAGGGUAUGGACCAUACAGUCGAGGCUGUUUUUCCAGAGUCUGAGAUGACUUCUGGGCUGGUUGUUUUGGAGAAGGAAACCAUCGGGAGGCAAGGAGGUGUCGGGAGAGCUGACGAAGGAGGCUAUAAGCUCUUCAAGAUUGGGUGGGCAAUAUAGAGUUAGACACGUAGACUACUAAUGCUUACAGCCAUAAUGUCUGUCUUUUUACUAAUCGCGAGUUAGAUUUUUUUCUGUUUUUGAA
Messenger RNA from Desarmillaria tabescens, 1356 nucleotides. Its product is annotated as putative methyltransferase-domain-containing protein. Bases 162 to 1271 code for a protein of 369 amino acids. The record is from RefSeq and is a predicted model, not a curated record. The transcript has 3 exons. Lineage: Eukaryota; Fungi; Basidiomycota; Agaricomycetes; Agaricales; Physalacriaceae.